AUGUCGCAACAUAACCAAUUUGCGCCGCCGCCUAUGUCGGCCCCCGCGCAUGUCACAACAUUUCAACAAUCUCAGCAAUACUCCGGUUAUGCACCUCCAAACUUCAGCUAUCCACCACCCCCAAAACAAGGAACUCCUUCAAAUGGAGGAUAUCCACCACCACCGUCUUCUAUCAGUCCGCCGAGCGGCCAAGCAGGAAUCUCGCAGGCAUAUCCUCCCCCACCCUCAGGUACUCCUCCCACAAUUAGUCCACCAUCAAGUGACUUUCCUCCGCACAAUGGACUGGGCCGACUUUCUAUCUCAUCCCAGUCACAACCAAAGGGAAUGACAGAGAAGGUCCCCGGAGGCGCACCACCACCUGGGGAGUUCAUGGGAGCCAAAGCAACCUACGAGGACGAUGUUGGAACCUUCAACGGAGGAAGUUACAGGAUUAGCCACAGAGAUUCUAAUUCUCUGUUAACGUUGCAGCUUGCAAUGGGCUGUCCUCUUACUGCCAGGCCUGGCGUCAUGAUUGCAAUGUCUACUACUAUGACAUUGCGGGGUUCCAUUUCGAUCGGUUGGAAGAAGAUCAUUGCCGGUGGUGAGAUUUCAAUGUCUACUUACACUGGACCCGGCGAACUUCUACUUGCUCCCUCCGUCUUGGGUGAUCUUGUCGUUCUCCGUAUGGAUGGCACCCAGACGUGGAAGAUUGGAAGAGAUGCCUUUAUAGCUUGUACCAGUGGCGUGAAGCAUGAGUAUAAGGCACAAAGUCUCUCCAAAGCCAUCUUCUCGGGUGAAGGUCUUUUCAUUUACAAGAUCGAAGGAACCGGUCUUUUGUGGAUGCAGAGUUUCGGAGCAAUCAUCAAGAAAGAUCUCGUGGAAGGAGAGAAGUACUACAUCGACAAUGGCCACCUCGUUGCAUGGAACUGCAAAUACAAGCUCGAGCGUGUCGCUUCCGGCGGUAUCAUCUCUGGUUAUGGUACUGGUGAAGGUCUUGCUUGCAAGUUCGAAGGUCCAGGAACUGUUUAUCUACAGACAAGAAACUUGCACGCCUUUGCUGCCCAGAUGAAGAUGAGUACUGCCAGCGGCUGA
Messenger RNA from Penicillium nucicola, 1071 nucleotides. RefSeq names its product AIM24 family protein. The transcript has 5 exons. The record is from RefSeq and is a predicted model, not a curated record. Lineage: Eukaryota; Fungi; Ascomycota; Eurotiomycetes; Eurotiales; Aspergillaceae. Bases 1 to 1071 code for a protein of 356 amino acids.